Molecule: messenger RNA, 7558 nt
Organism: Oncorhynchus nerka (sockeye salmon)
Lineage: Eukaryota; Metazoa; Chordata; Actinopteri; Salmoniformes; Salmonidae
Exons: 7
Coding region: 106-2607 (833 amino acids)
Source: RefSeq, a predicted model, not a curated record
GCGGGUCCACGAACGAUGAAAGCGCGCCCCCGAGACUUCAGGUGAAUGGGAAGCGAGAGCGGGUUAUGGUUCAGUGUGCGUCGGUGAAAAGGAAAAAUAAGGAAAAUGACCUGCAACAGCUCGUUCUGGGCACAUGUGUUCAUGACAGCGUAUUUACUAUGGGUCACGGGACGUGUUGCUCAGAAAGUCUACUUGGAUUGUGGAGCGAAGGUGGAUGUUGUGGAUGUCCAAGGCCUCAUCCUGUCUCCUGGGUUUCCCUAUAACUAUUCCUCAGGGACCCACUGUGUCUGGCAGUUCUUUGUGCCCGUCGGCCACCAGCUCAUACUGGAGAUAUUUGACUUUGACGUGUUCGAGAGCCACGACCCCUCUGCCCAGUACACUGCCAUCUCUAACUUGAAAGUGGAAGAUGCUGAGGCUGACGAUGGGGCAACGUUCCCGUCUGGCGGUCCGGUCACAGAUGAAAACAUGUCAAUGCUGGCUAAAGACGUCCCCGUAGCUCAGGCUCAGGGGGGCAGAGCGAAAGCCCCCCAGUCCUCCUUCCAACAUGACAAGGUCAAGCAGGUGGUGGUGCAAGAGCAGUCCACCAAGAUGGAGAUCGCCAAAGUCUCCAACUCUGCUAAAAGGUCCACCUCUGAUAUUGCAUCCCCACAUCCCCCCUCACACCUCCUACCCAGGGACCAGGCAGCGGUGAACUCAAUCACCUCUCCUCUCCUCAGAGGCGACCCUGACCUGAACCCUACCCCUAACCCCAGAGCAGCAGCCCCAGACCUGGCUGUGGUUGUAGACAAGGCCACCACUCCGACCUCUCCGCCCCCCACGGACAAUGAGUCAGUGAGCUCUGAGACCCAGGUGGUGGACGCUUGCCCCCACGACGUCCUCUACAUCUCAGACCUCCUCACUUUCUCCUCGCGCUUCUGCGGCUCCAACCGGCCCUCCAGCAGCCAGCUGGUGUUUGGCUCCAGCCAGGAGAUGGUAGAGGUCAUCAUGGAGUUGAUCACCACCACCCACUGGGGCCGCGGCUUCGCCCUGCUCUUUCACUACCACAACCGGACAGAACCGGAUGGAGAUGACCCCCGGCACGCCUACGCCCCUGCCGGGGACAGCAAGAUGGGCUCUCUGCUGGCUGCCAUGAGCGGAGCAGCCUUCUUUGCCAUGGUGCUCACCAGCGCUCUGUGUAUUAUUUUCAGACCUAAACUAUGUCCGAAAAGAGCCAACUCUUGCUCAUCCAACAACUCUGAGGUGCAGGAGGGAGUGCAGAACUCUAGAGCUGACGUCCGUGAGCUGCAGCUGGUGGCUCCUAAUCAGCCCAGCCUGGAGGUCCCUAGGACAGCAGGGAACGACAACAACCACUCCCUCAGCCUCACACACACAGGUUCCCCGGUCAGUGUUGGUGGUGAUAUGUCUGAGCAUGCUGAAGUGGACCUCUCAUCCAAUGGUCUCACGGAACUGGACUUUGGGACAGAUGAGGUGUUUAUCAUUUCAUCUGCGCCCAGUACGAGCAGCAGACUGCUGUUCUCGGCCCAUACGCGGGAGAGGUUUCUGAGGCACAGUGACACCGGCCCAGGCCCUGUCAGUGACUGGCCCUCUCCAGACCCAGCUGCCUCGCCCACAGAGACCCGUGCUGCCCAGGAUGGCAGUGCCAGCUGUGCCCGACCCCGGCCGCGGGCCUGGAGCGUCCGCACCUUCCAGGACUUCCUCCCUCCACUGCCCCAGUUACACAAGAAGUGGUGCAGUUGGAACUCCACCAGUCCCUUCACUAAGCUGGUGGACAGCGCCCCGUCAGGCUUUGUGUCAGAAUGCCGUGGGGAUGACAGCAGGAAAGUGUUCUCCGACCCCCAGUUGGAGGCCCAGGAUGACAGUAACGCCUCCGACUCCUCCAUGAGUAACGCCUCGUAUCCCCUCACCCUGCCCGCCCAGAGGCAGCGCCGCCUAAACUCCACUAGCAACAUGCGGCGCUCCCGCUUCACCGGGCCCUGCUUCGGCCUGCUCUCUGGGUCCAGUCCCUCAGACAGCACCAAGGCCCCCGGGGGCUCCCUCCUCCAGGCCUCCCCGUCCCAACCCAGUAACAGUACCUCUGGGCAGGGGCAGCUGGAAGAGGUGCAGGGUGGGAAGCGCCGUGAUUUCCCAGCAGAGAGCGACCACGUCAGUGUCCCGGUGUUUGCCAUCUGUGAAGAGGAGGACCGGCAGCCCUUGAUCCUGGCUGAGCACUUGGGGCAUUCCUCCAUGCUGAAUGGACUGAGUCGGGGGGUGUACGAGGCAAAGGGGCCCGCCGGCGGAAGCCUCAACCCUGGCCCCCAGAGCGCAGCCAAUGGCCCCCUCCUCCAGAGGGGAAGGUCAGAGUGGAGGCCAUGGGGGAGUCAGGCCUCAGGAGGGGCCAGUCCUUACCCUCUCCCUCACCCCUCUGGCUCACACACAGCCACCAAUACUAACGAGUCCGCCUUCGUGCACAGCACAGCCAAUCAGAUCCAGAUGCCUUCCCUCAGCCAAUUAACAGUGCCAUGCAGUGUGACAGGCAAUGUGACCAGUGACAGCCCAGCAUCCAGUCCAUGUGACAGGAGAGCGGACAGACAAAGUAUGCACUCUUGGGUUGGCCCAGCAAAGCAAUAAUAAACCAUUUUUAGUGCCACCUUUGUAAAAUGCAAAAACUAACAUUUUGAUUACUGAAAUCAACUUUUAUAUGGCAUUUCUACAUUCUUGAAGUCAAUUGCUUUAUGGUGACAAACUGGAUGUUUUCAUACACACUAUAGAUAUUUUUAUAAAGUUAAAGGCCCAAUGCAGACUUUUUAAAAUCUCAAUAUCAAAUACUUUCUGGGUAAAAUUAAGUACCUUACUGUUACAGUUGUCCAAUAAAAUGUUAAAACAUAUACAGAAAUAGCUUUUUAGCAAAAAAAUAUUUCUCAAACAAGAAUUUUGUUAAGAUUGUCUGGGAUUGGUCUAAGUGAGGGGCCUAAUGGGGGGGAUAUGGGUUGUCCACAUUUGGUGCCUUUUGAUUUCGCCUCUAAUUUUAACAUUGUCUUAAAGAGUACGUACAGUUGAAGUCGGAAUUUUACAUACACCAUACACCUUAGCCAAAUACAUUUAAACUCAGUUUUUCACAAUUCCUGACAUUUAAUCCUAGUGAAAAUGCCCUGUUUUAGGUCAGUUAUGAUCACCACUUCAUUUUAAGAAUGUGAAAUAUCAGAGUAAUAGUAGAGAGAAUGAUAUAGUUCAGCUUUUAUUUAUUUUAUCACAUUCCCAGUGGGUCAGAAGUUUACAUACAAUCAAUUAGUAUUUGGUAGCAUUGUCUUUAAAUCGUUUAACUUGGGUCAAACGUUUUGGGUAGCCUUCCACAACCUUCCCACAAUAAGUUGGGUGAAUUUUGGCCCAUUCCUCCUGACAGAGCUGGUGUAACUGAGUCAGGUUUGUAGGCCUCCUUGCUCACAUAUGUUUUUUCAGUUCUGGCCACACAUUUUCGAUAGGAUUGAGGUCAGGGCUUUGUGAUGGCCACUCCAAUAACCUUGACUUUGUUGUCCUUAAGCCAUUUUGCCACAUCUUUGGAAGUAUGCUUGGGGUCAUUGUCCAUUUGGAAGACCCAUUUGUGACCAAGCUUUAACUCCCUGACUGAUGUCUUGAGAUGUUGCUUCAAUAUAUCCACAUAAUUUUCCAUCCUCAUGAAGCCAUCUAUUUUGUGAAGUGCACCAGUCCCUGCAUUAAAGCACCGCCACAACAUGAUGUUGCCACCCCUGUGCUUCAUGGUUGGGAUGGUGUUCUUCGGCUUGCAAGCAUCCCCCUUUUUCCUCCAAAAAUAAAGAUGGUCAAUAUGGCCAAAAAGUUAUAUUUUUGUUUCAUCAGAGCAGAGGACAUUUCUCCAAAAAGUACGAUCUUUGUCCCCAUGUGCAGUUCCAAACCGUAGUCUGGCUUUUUUAUGGUGGUUUUGGAGCAGUGGCUUCUUCCUUGCUGAGCGGCCUUUCAGGUUAUGUCGAUCUAGGACUCAUUUUACUGUGGAUCUAGAUACUUUUGUACCUGUUUCCUCCAGCAUCUUCACAAGGUCCUUUGCUGUUGUUCUGGGAUUGAUUUGCACUUUUCUCUCCAAAGUAUGUUCAUCUCUAGGAGACAGAACGCGUUUCCUUCCUGAGCGUUAUGAUGGCUGUGUGGUCCCAUGGUGUUUAUACUUGCGUACUAUUGUUUGUACAGAUGAACGUGGUACCUUCAGGCGUUUGGAAAUUGCUCCCAAGGAUGAACCAGACUUGUGGAGGUCUACAUUUUUUUUUUCUAAGGUCUUGGCUGAUUUAUUUUUAUUUUCCCAUGAUGUCAAGCAAAGAGGCACUGAGUUUGAAGGUUGGCCUUGAAAUACAUCCACAGGCACACCUCCAAUUGACUCAAAUGAUGUCAAUUAGCCUAUCAGAAGCUUCUAAAGCCAUGACAUUUUCUGGAAUUUCCCAAGCUGUUUAAAGGCACAGUCAACUUAGUGUAUGUAAACUUCUGACCCACUGGAAUUAUGAUACAGUGAAUAAGUGAAAUAAUCUGUCUAUAAACAAUUGUUGGAAAAAUGUAUUGUGUAAUGCACAAAGUAGAUGUCUUAACCAACCUGCCAAAACUAUAGUUUGUUAACAAGAAGUUUGUGGAGUGGUUGAAAAACUAGUUUGAAUUAGUCCAACCUAAGUGUAUGUAAACUUCCCACUUCAACUGUAUAUUAAAACGAGAUGUCCGUUCACCUAACAGGGUUGACCUUCAAAUGAGGGACAUUUUUCUUCAAAUUAAUCACAAAUCACGUUAAAUAAAUAAUAAUAUUCAGAAAUUACUUUGUCGAAGCAACAAAAUAACUAGUGCUUCACAAUGAUGGAGAACCCUUUGAGAAAGUUUGGGUUUAAGUGGGUAAAAUCUCCCUGAAAGUCACAGAGGGCUCACAGAGAACGCACGAGGGACAAGUCCUUAUUAGUAUAAAAUAAUCUGAUUUAUUGAAUUCUCCAUGUGGUCAAGAUUAAAGGGCACUUCACUGAAUAUAAACAGGCAUUAACAUUAACAUUCUAUUCAAUAUUUGUGAACAAUUUCUACUUAAAAUAUCAAAGGGAUGCAAAAGGCACUCAUUUUGUGGAAUGAAAAUGAGCUGUUAUUAGCAAAGCGUUUUGGAACUUUGUUAUUGGUCUAUUUACCUACACCGCCUGGUGAUGUCACCAGGUAAGCCAAAAUACCACCCAUGCAAACCUGCUGAUUUAGAAGGUCCUGUAUAAAUUGUAUUUUCAACCAGCAACUAUCAGGAAAUAAUGCUGAAAAAAAUGUUUGCGCUUUUACAGUGUUCGUGCUAGAUUCAAUCAGAUUGACAUCCGUUUUGCAUUAUUUUGGCGGAAUCUGAGGUGGAACUGCGAGCUGUCAAAUCAAGCGACUCAUUGCGUUACCUUUUCGCAGACAUUGGAUGCAACGGAACCACGCCCAACUAUAAUCCGACAAACGUGCAGCCACGUUACAAAUUCAAACUCUCGAAUUGGCUGCUGGGCAUAAAUCCCCCCCAUCCAAAUGAACAUGAAACCAAGCAUUAGCCUCACAUCAAUGGUUUGACAUUUGAGAGUCAUUAUUUCCACCAUGGACAGAGCUGACACUUUCUAACGCCGUAGGGAUACUAAGGAAGGGAGUGGUUUGUGACACAUAGGAGCAGCUGCUCACUAAUGUCAGCUAAUACCGCAGUUACACAUCCAACACCGCCAAAACAUCUGCUAUGCGGAUGUCGGCCAACGCUAAAAUCCUCAUAGAUUGAAUCCAGGCCUUAUUUUUAUCAGCUGUUGUACAAUAUGAUACAAAACACAGGAAAAACAGAAUGUUGACUGCAAUGGGCCUUUAAAACAUCAUCAAUAUUUGCUGUUUACCACACAAAGACAUUUUCAGCUUCUGUAUAAUUAAAAAACGUGAGAAAAUUGAAUAUGGACGGAAACAUUGUUUUUAUUUCCCAAGCCCAGUUCAUUUCCCAACUCCUGUGAGCACUUUUCUACCAGUUAAAGGCUCAGCGCAGUCAAUUGUUUUUCUGGUGUUUUGUUUCAUAUUGUACAACAGUUGAUGAAAUUUACACUGAUCGACAACAACAACAAAAUCACACUGUUACAGAGUUAUUCCUAAUUUUAUUCAACUAGGCAAGUCAGUUAAGAACAAAAACAUCUGACCCCAGCCAAACCCUGACGACACUGGGCCCAUUAUGUGCCGCCCCAUGGGACUCCCAAACACGUCCGUUUGUGAUACAGCCUGGAAUCGAACCAGGGUCUGUAGCGAUGCCUGAGAUGCAGUGCCUUAGACCGCUGUGCCACUCGGGAGCUAAUAGCUGCUUGUUGAAAAAACUAUCUGGACAGGACUUUCCUAAUCAGCAGGUUUGCAUGGGCGGGAGUUGCGGCUUUCCAUUGUGACAUCCCUUGACAUAUUUUGGUUAAAAGACCAAUAACGGAGUUUCAAACCUCUCUGCCAAUAACAGCUAGUUUUCAGUUUUCCCCUCCCCACGCAAACUACUCCCAUACAGUCCUAGCUAAAUUCUUGCUUGAGAAUACAUUUUUUGCUAAAAAGCUUUGUUUUUGCCCAUUUCAAUGGAAUCUAUUACAGUAAGUUACUUAAUUGUUACUCAGGAAUUAUUUGAUUGAGAUAACAGCUGCACUGGGAAUUUAAUUCAUUUGAUUCUUUAAAAAAAAUUAAAUGAUAAAAAUCUUAAACAUAAGCACUUCCAACGCAAUAGCGCCCCCUUGCUUGUGUGUAUGUUUACCUUUUGUCCAACAACCUUAACCUUGGCGCAGUGGAUGAUAGUAGUUCCACAGAGCUCCAUGGAGAUGGUUUAUGCUUACACUACUACUCUAUGCCCUCCAGUGUUAAACUGAUGUAGCUCACAUGCAGUAUAUUAACGUCAAAGCUGCAACAAUGUAUCCAAAUGUUUUCCUAAGGCUGAUAUUGAAUUCUAAAAGGGAAUUGAUCAUUGUAAAAAGAAAAAUGACAAAUGCAGUAACUAACCUUUCAAUAGAAGUAAGCAUAUAUGACUAGCUAUAGAAAAACAUAGCAACAGAAAAUAAAUAGGGUUGGUGGGAAUUUGUGCAAAGAACUUUUAAUAAAGGUUUACAUAAAUUGCUGCUUCAGUUUUUGAUCAUUUGAUGUCCAUUGAAAGUGGUCAGUAGCAAGUCAUGCAUCUUAAACACAAUGAGGGAACACAUUUAGCAAAACGUUAUUAGUGCACUAGAACAGACAUGUUAGAGCCAUAUACAUAAUACGUAUUUUAGCAUUGCUAAUACCGGGGGCACAAAAAGCUCACAAAGGCAUUCAACUAGGAAUCACAACUCCAGUCCUUAAGAAUCACAGUCCCAUUGGUUUUCAGUUAUACAUUACAUUUACAUUACAUUUAAGUCAUUUAGCAGACGCUCUUAUCCAGAGCGACCUGGCUAUAUAUUGAUAAAUCAAUACCACUUUAUUAAGUAGAUUAACUAAUUGAUCAGAGUGCAGUGCAUACACCUGGUUGAACUCCCAGCUUUAAAUUGGUCGCCGAUUGACAAAGGCAAAAAAAAAAAAAAAACAGCAGCCGCUUUCAACCGAGGACCAGUUGUGUUCCCCUGCAUUAAAA